AUGGGCGCCGGAACCAGAGGGGGUGGGGCUACAACCCUCCUUCCGAAUCAGGUCGGGUACGAUUGGGCUCUCGAGUCUCGACUGUCGAGGAGCCUAGUGUGGUGCGUUGCGCGGCGGCUGCCGGAUGGUGGUGCUGGCCUGCUGGGCUACGGCGGGGCAGGGGCAGGCAGGGGCAGGGGCCGGGGCCGGGGCCUGUGUAGACUGUCUCCUGUGCCCCCGCCUCCUCCUCUGCGCGCGCCCAUCUUCCCCGCGAAAGCUGCAACCGCCACGCUGAGAAACCCGCCGGAUCUCGACGCGGCCGACCAACGACGAGCUGGCCCCGUCACCGCUCCUGCGGCCGCCGCCGCCCCCGCCCCAGCCGGGGGCGACCAUUCCCCGGCCUUCUCGUUCAGCAUCUGGCCGCCGACGCAGCGCACGCGGGACGUGGUGGUGCGGUGCCUCGUGGAGACGCUCGCGGGAGACACCGUCCUUUGCAAGCGCUACGGCGCCGUGCCGGUCGCCGACGCCGAGCCCGCGGCGCGCGCCAUCGAGACCGAGGCCUUCGACGCCGUGGCCGCUGCGGGAGGCGCCGCCGCCUCCGUGGAGGAGGGGAACGAGGCGCUGCAGUCCUACUCCAAGGAGGUGAGCCACCGCCUCCUCGACUUUGUCAAGUCCCGCUCCGCGGACGCCAAGGCCGACCCGCCGUCGGCGGAGGCCCUGGCCCCUGACGCGCCCGAGGCCAGUCCGCGCGUUAGCGCCAGACAACCAGUCAUUCCUUCUUCUUCCAUGGAUGUCUGA
This is a messenger RNA of Zea mays, 777 nucleotides long. RefSeq names its product WPP domain-containing protein 1-like. NCBI's taxonomy places the organism in Eukaryota, Viridiplantae, Streptophyta, Magnoliopsida, Poales, Poaceae. Bases 1 to 777 code for a protein of 258 amino acids. The transcript has 4 exons. The record is from RefSeq and is a predicted model, not a curated record. Gene Ontology annotation, biological process: lateral root development; mitotic cell cycle.